Molecule: messenger RNA, 1368 nt
Organism: Brettanomyces nanus
Lineage: Eukaryota; Fungi; Ascomycota; Pichiomycetes; Pichiales; Pichiaceae
Exons: 1
Coding region: 1-1368 (455 amino acids)
Source: RefSeq, a predicted model, not a curated record
AUGAAAUGGACCACGCCGUUACUUAUAGCCCGAGUUCUGAAGGCCCAGGCAAAUAGCGCCGGUGAAUUAACUCUUCAGGAGCUGAAAUCAAGACUCGUCCGCCUUGCCGAAGAAACCGUUGCUUCUACAUCUACAACCACUACUACUCUCCAGCACAAGGGGAAGCGUACCAGUAAGGAUUUCUUUGUGCCCAAUUCGUCCAAGAGCGCCAGAGAUGGCAAUGGACUGCUAUUGAGCUCUUCGGUCAAUCAGAAUGGUCCCUCUUUGGGGUCUUCCACGACUUCUACCCCACAUAAAGCAUCUUCCAAAAAGAUCAAAAAGCCUAAAAGACGCAACAGAGUAAAGAAAGACGAAGAUUUUGCUCCAAUAAGCUGGACUAACGGAUUUGCUAGCUCUCAGAAUUAUCGGCCCAAGGCCCGAACAUCCUACCAGGCAAAAAGCGAGUUUGACACUAUGAUUAAAGAUUGGAUCACCACCAACUGGCUUAACGUGGACCAGGUUCAAAUGCAGAAGAAACCCUGCCAUUUUCUCAUUCAUGACAGAAUGGCUUACCACGGAUUGUCGGUGUUUGAAGCGGUGGUAAAGAAUCUGGAGGACGAGUUUCCUGACAUCAAUCUUAGUCGCCGUGAAUUACGCCAGCGAUGGAACGAUGAGUUUUCCACGAUGACAUUGUUAAAUAACGAAAACACUUCAAAAAUAGUGAGUAAGAAGUUUCUAGAAUUGGUCAAGACGGUAUUUUGGCCUGCUUUCAAAACACAGAGGCAAGAUGCAGCAUCUUUGUUGUUCAAGCAAUACCUAAAUGACCCGCAAUAUGAGCAAAACGUCAUUGCAACGCUGAAAAGGUCUGUUUCUAUCAAUGCUAGAAUGGUUAACUACCUCAAGAACUUUGAAAACUUGAACAUUAAUAACAAUUUCACCUACAUUAAGGACCGAGAACUCUCUUUGUUACCUUCUUUGGACUACAGUCAGCUUAUAUGGGAUGCCCGCAAAAAGAAUCGCGUGUUCAAGAAGUUUUCUCUGUUGAAAUAUACCUAUGUCUUUGGUAAUAAGGUCAACGACUUCAAGAACUUGGAUAAACUCAAGUCUAUUAUGAAUGACAUCCCUUCUCAGGAAAACCCUUACUUUAUAGUUCUUACAGCCGACAAGGAGACCUCUCUAGAAUAUUAUAGGCUCUUGAAGCUUGCCAAGCAAGCCCACGUUGGUGAUGAGGAGAAGAGAGGCUGCGUGGUGUUCCUCAAUGAGAUUACGGGAAAUUCUACCACUACAAGUUUCUUUCCGCCCGAUAAUAAGACCAGGAACUAUGCUGCUCAAACCUAUAACGUUAUCGAUCAUUUUAGUGAGAUCUACGAUAUUUUAGAAGCACUAUAA